UGCAACUGUCUAAAAGGCCCAUACAAAUUUCACUUUUCCCACUAUUCAGUUUCAAAUUUUUUCUCGCUCAAUAUAAAAAAAUCAAAAAUUUACCCAAAAUCAAAAAUAUACACUCACACAGUCCACAACAAGACAAGAUACCGGAGAACAACAAGCAACACACCCAUAUAAAAGCCAAAAAAGGAAUCUAAGAUAUAGGCCAAAGGAAAGGCGAGAAAGACCAGCCUACGUACUAGGUAGAUAUAUUUGUAAUCUGGAGAAUUCCAAUCUAUUGGAAUACUGUAGCCCAGAGAAUAUCGAUCCUCUCGAGAAAAAUUCGGCGACCUCAAUUUCCGAUUCUAAAGCCAACUUAAUUGAAUCGAAGAACAGAGAUCCCUGGAGCAACUAUCAAGCACCUAAAUCUCAAGCAGUUUCAACAGUUUUCGAGAGUAAGCAGUGCACUUGCGUCCCAUUGAAAGUAUAACUCUUUUUUUUGGCCCAAUUGACACCAAAAACAAACAAAAACCACAUACCACUAAUGUAACAAUUUUUUUGAAGCCCACCAAAAAGGACGAGUAAAGCAAAAAAAUUAAAUCGCAACGCACAACCAAGUUUCGAGCAAAAAAAAAAACAAAAAGUUUAAAUUCAAAUCGUAAAAGACAGUUGCGAAGACCCGUGAAAAAGUUUAAAAUAAGAAAUGCAAACGCGACUUUAAACCCAAAACCACUGACAAACGCUUCUUUCACACCGGUUCAGCAAAGGUCAGCGAAAGUUUCGACUCGGCAAAAAUAAAAUAAAAUAAAAUUACCAAAAAUAUUAAAAAAGAUACAAAAAACCGAAUUACAAAUCGUAAAAUCCGUCAAGGAUAUGAGUAAAUCAAGUAAUUGAGCGCGCUAAAUUUAAAAAGUUAUCAUUCCACACGUUACAUCCGAAACGAACAAGAGUUAAAGGCAGGAGUUAAACGAAGGCAAGCUUCAAAAUACAAAAAUAUUGAAAUAUCUCAAAAGCUCCGAUUCGCCGCGACCCAAUCAAAUUCUAAAGUGUUCGACCAGCGAUUUUUGCACAACUUCGGUUUCAGUCAGGCAUACAGGGAUAUAUAGUUACAUAUAUCUAAAGUGCACAUAUAUCCAUUCGAUCGACUCACCAACGUCUAAGGUAAACCAACAAGAAACAACACACGCACACCAAAAACCAAAAAGCAAAGAAGAGCUACUGAAAAUGGCAUCCGAACUGGAUCAAUUCGCCGACCUGGAACUCUCAAAGGAGGAUCGUGAACAGAUCUUCGAUCCGCCACUGGAUCGACAGCAGUUGGAAGGUGCUGGCACCUCAAGUGUUACGACAUCAAAAAUCUUAAUAAGCGGCAUACCGAUGCAAACACGUUUCGAAGACAUCGAACCGCUACUGAAGCCCUAUGGCAUCGUCAAACAGUGUGAGGCUAUUUCUAGUAAGGAUCAAAAUACUCAAACAGUACAUAUAACAUUCGAAAAUCCUGAGCAGGCGCAAAGAGCUGCUGUUGGUCUGAACGGUGUCGAGUUCGAGGGCAGCAAGCUGCAUGCCGAGCAGCUGGACAAGAACCAGCGGCGUAGCCAGCGUAACCAGCGCAAUCCGUAUCCGGGUAUGCCCGGUCCCGGACGCCAGGCGGACUUUCCGCUGCGCAUUCUUGUGCAGAGCGAAAUGGUGGGUGCCAUUAUUGGUCGACAGGGCAGCACCAUCAGGACGAUCACACAACAGAGCCGUGCUCGCGUCGACGUCCAUCGCAAGGAGAAUGUUGGAUCGCUGGAGAAAUCGAUUACGAUCUAUGGCAAUCCGGAGAACUGCACCAAUGCCUGCAAGCGCAUUCUGGAAGUGAUGCAGCAGGAGGCCAUCUCCACGAACAAGGGUGAACUCUCACCGGAAUGCAGUGAAAUUUGCCUCAAAAUACUCGCCCACAACAAUCUGAUUGGACGAAUCAUUGGCAAGUCGGGCAAUACCAUUAAACGGAUCAUGCAGGACACCGAUACGAAGAUCACUGUCAGCUCUAUCAACGACAUCAACAGCUUCAACUUGGAGCGAAUCAUCACGGUCAAGGGAUUGAUUGAGAACAUGUCGCGUGCUGAGAACCAAAUUAGCACCAAGCUGCGCCAGAGCUACGAGAACGAUCUGCAGGCGAUGGCGCCGCAGAGCCUCAUGUUCCCCGGUCUCCAUCCGAUGGCAAUGAUGUCGACACCGGGCAACGGCAUGGUCUUCAAUACGAGCAUGCCGUUCCCCUCGUGUCAAAGCUUUGCCAUGUCCAAGACCCCGGCUAGUGUGGUGCCACCGGUCUUCCCCAAUGACCUGCAGGAGACCACCUAUCUCUACAUACCCAACAACGCUGUCGGCGCCAUUAUCGGCACCAAGGGCUCGCAUAUCCGAAGCAUAAUGCGCUUCUCGAACGCAUCCCUUAAAAUAGCCCCUCUCGACGCCGACAAGCCGCUGGACCAACAAACGGAGCGCAAGGUGACGAUUGUUGGCACACCGGAGGGUCAGUGGAAGGCGCAGUACAUGAUCUUCGAGAAGAUGCGCGAAGAAGGCUUCAUGUGUGGCACGGACGAUGUGCGCCUGACGGUUGAGUUGCUUGUGGCCAGCUCUCAGGUGGGCCGUAUCAUUGGCAAGGGUGGCCAAAAUGUGCGGGAAUUGCAGCGCGUGACGGGCAGUGUGAUCAAGUUGCCCGAACAUGCCCUUGCUCCGCCGUCCGGCGGAGAUGAGGAGACUCCAGUGCACAUCAUCGGACUAUUUUAUAGUGUACAGUCUGCCCAGCGACGCAUCCGAGCCAUGAUGCUUUCGACAAAUCCGCCGCCAAUAACCAAAAAACAGAAAGCUGCCAAAGAACAAUUGCAACAACAGCAACAGAGCCUAGCCGGAGCCGCGUCCAGCGGUUCCCAGCAGCAACAGCCACAGUCGCCAUCUCAACAGCAGGCACUGCCGCCGCAAUUGCAUCAUCAGCCUGUGUCGUCGGCGUCGUCAUCGUCGACGCCGCCUGCACACCAUCAGCAGCAGGCGUCGACGGCAGCGACCUCACACCAGCUGCAGCAGCAGCCAUCGCCGCCGCCACCUGGCAAUGCAACUGCGGCCGCAGCUCAGCAGCAACAGCAGCAGCUGGCGAGCUCACAACAGUAAGGAGGAAUCACAGUCAAAGGAGAGCCGGCGCCGCAGCAGCAGCAGCAGCAGCAGCAACAUCAUCAGCAGCAGCAGCAACGAAAGCGCCAACAAUAGCCAAGGCAGGGUUUUCUACUAUUGAUACUACCUCCACAGCACACACCCAUAAGUUUCAAUACCCCAAGACCCAAAAGCACCCACCACAAUUUAACAAUUUACAACCCUAUAACAACAAGCUAACCGUAGGCGCCACCUUUGUGCUGGCACAGGCGACGGCAAAAGUAAGCAAGCAACCUGGAGCAGUAACAUAAGCAAAAUUGUACGCAUAUAGAACUGUAGGGGAACCACCACAUCAUAAAGUGAGCUGCGUGAAGAAGCUCUACUAGUUCAUAGCAGUGUAUUUCGACUUUAGCAAGAUCAACAUAAAAAGAGCAGUCACACAGCAAGAAUAACCAUAACAACAUUCUUCAUUUGCAUACUAAGAAAUAAAGAGAAAACGUUAAUAGAAAGCAGCGCUAUCGUUCAUAGAAACCACUAAAAACAAAACCCCGCCCCAAAAUCAAAACUUUGUGUUGUUGUUCUGCUAGUUGUUAACUUUUGCGUCAGCUGAGAAUUCGGUACCGCCCAAAUUGUUGCGAACGUUUUCAAGGCAGUAUCAGUAAAACCUUAAAUAUUCAUAAUUUGUACAAGUAAACCAUAUAUUCAACAACAACACAAAGAGUCAAAGUAACUAAAGAGAAAACCCCUAAAACUAACACUAAAUUUGAUUGCAAGAAGGGGAAAUAAUGGAUAAUGAAGGACAGUUUAGUAGUGUAUGCGUUAUAUUUUUUUUAAAUAUAUUUAACUAUAAAACGUUUAUUUUUAAUUAUUUUUUUUUAACAAAGAUUUAGUAAGCUUACAUUUAAGUGGAAUGAAUAGAAGAGUAGUGAGCAAAGCGCAAGAGAAUGAGAUUGAGAAUCAAUUAAAAAAAAAUAAGUAAGGACAACCAUUUCGUUGAUCCCACUACCGAGAAAUGUACACAAGCAAAAUUAUAACCAAGAAAUAUCAAAAAAAAAAAAAAAUGAAAAACAAGAACAAUACAAACAUGGAAAACAACAAAAGCGUCAAAAAACACAAAAACAUACCUAUUUUGAGCCCACAUCCACACACAACAUCAAAGGUGAAGAAGAAGCUUUCAUCUUUGGGCCAUGAGAAUGUGUAUAACAGUUGAUAAAGUUAUGUGUACAAUGUGCAACAGUUGAUGCAACUGUCGGCGCCCCGCUAGCGUUAUACAUAGUAUAACAGACCUCAACCGAAAACCCAAACCACCAAAAAGAAACAACUAUCUAUGUAUACAAUAUCGUUAAGAGCUAUACUGAUGGAUCAGUGUGUAUAUUGGGACUAUAUAUUGAUAGGAAGGGAUGUGGAUGGAACAAGAGACGCCAGCGAGAGAGCAAUGUUUACUGUACUGUACAGUUGUAAAAUAGUUUUUUGCGAUGCCUGAAACGUUGUUUGUAUAAAUGAAUGGAUACGAAAACCAGUCCCUUAUUAUGCGAUGGAAGGAGUUACAUGAAGAAUUGUUGAAUUAUACUUAGUGCAGAAGAAGCCGAAGGAGAAGAAAGCAAAUGACGGAGAGGAUAGGAACGCUACAGCAAAUGCAAAGAGCGAGAGAUAGUGUUAAAGGAACUAUUGUAAUGUGUUUGCCUUGAAAUGAAAACAAAACUAACUAGAAAUGAAAUGACGGUGCUGAAAUGUUAAUUUUUUUUAAUCGAUCGUUAACGUUAAGUGUUACGUUAUAACGUUUGAGCGUGUAUGAGAGACAAGCUGUUAUACAUGGAUGGGACACUGCACUACAUACUACAUGCAAGAACAUAAACCAGCCAAUCCGAACCCAAAUCAAAGUCUUAACUCAUAGCCACAACCAAGCAAUCAAAACCGAAGGAUGCAUUUCGUAGAGAUCGUAAUCGUAGCGUAAACAGACAAUAUAUAACCAUUCCCGUAACCGUAUUGACCAAACCCCAUAGUUAGAGACCGCAACCCAAGUAACUGAAUCGGAGCAACAACAAUCAAACUACAAUUUACACCAGCCAAAACAAGCAACAAUAGCAAUAGCCCAAUUUUGUGUUGUUUUGAGAUAGCUAUUAUCUAAUUUUUAACUAUACAGGUUUUUUUGUAACGUAAAUAUUAAACUAAUUGAUAUUCCAUAGAGUUAGCAUUACGAAAUAGUUAGACGGACAGUCAACCAAAUCAAAUCAAAUCAAAGCCCUAAAAUCCCUAACGAUCCAACCCUUUUGUUUGUAUAACACUUGCUUCGGAGGCAGACAGUUCUAAAAAAAAGAAAAACACACACACACCAAAUGAAGAAAAUUAAGGCAAAUUCAACAUUUCGGCAAAAAGAAAAUCUAAAACACACAACAUUUCGGUCAAACAAGUAACAACAAAACGAAAACCUUUUGAGCGGCACAUUAUUUUGGAACAAAUGACAUUGACAAAAUUUAUGGACAAAAACUCAAAGCCAACAAGAAGCGUAUACAAGCUUUAGGACAGCCCAAUUUUAUGAAAUAUCACAUUUUCUUUGUUCUUUUUAAGAAGAAACAAAAGAAAACAAACAGAAGCAGAAAAGAUGAAGAAAUUUGAAGAAGAUUGAAAAAGUAAUUAAAAUACCUCAAUGUAAGUGCAUUAUCUUCUACAAAAAAAAAAAAAAAAAACAUAAAAACGAUAAAUAAAUAAAAAAAAAAUGAAAACAAACUUACGGAGCGUAAAAAUGGAUACAAAUGCUAAAACAUCCUAAUGAGUAAAAAGAAAUCAAGAAGAACCACUCCUAAAAAUUAAAUGUAUAUUAUAAGCAACCAAAUAACAAAGCAUAAUGUUGAGAGAAACAAACCAUAAGAAUCUAACCAGAACCGGAAGCAGAAUAAACAAGCUUUGGCGAAGCACCGGAAAUAAACACAUCUUCAAAAAGACAAAAACAGGCGAAAGGAGCUUUUUUCAAAAGUUACCCAGAGCCAAAAUCAAAACCAAAACGAAUCCGAAUCCGAACCCGAACAGCAACCAAUCAAACAAUCACUCACCCACCAAGUUUUGGGUCGAACUCGAACUCCCCACCCAGACCAUAUGUACCAUACCAACUGAAGCAGAUCAACCUAGAACAGAGGGAUAUAGGAGAUAUAGGAGCAGGAAGUGAUUAGGAUGGGAUGGGAGGUGUAUAUAAGAAUGUUGCUGGGCAUUUACCAUUGAUCUUUAUAUACGAGUAUCAAGCCGCUAUAUAUGUGUAUAUAUGCGAUAUAUAUGUGUAUGUUGAAAAUGCGUGACAUUAUGUUUUGUUAUACUUGAGAAUCUAUAUAUGUAUAUUUAUAUAUAUGUAUAUAAAUGUAAUCAAUUUCGCCACUUGUUUUUAACGAAUAAUUAUUCAAAUUAAUAAUACCUUUUUUAAAUUUUUUCAAAGGAAAAAAUGUCCAAAGUUGUCAAUAUAAAUACCUAUACAUAUACAUAUAUAUCUAUAUAUAGAUAUGUGGAAAUAUGCUUAAAUACGAUAUUUAUAAAGAACAAACGGAAUUUUUCUAAAAGAUUCCAAAAAGGAAAGAACAAAGAAUUGAAAAUUAUUAUUCCAAAUGCUGAAUCAAAGAAAAGUCAGAUCGAUGAAAGGGACGAGUUAAUAAUUUAGCUAUAGCUCUGGUUUAUUUUGACAGGGGGUUUAACACGAUAAACAUAAAAUAAAUGAGGAUAAAGAUCGAGGAAACAACUAUAAAAAACUUGUGAGUUUGCGUGCGCGUUAAAAACGAAGAUAAGAAUAAUGAUAAUGAUGUAGAAAGAGAACUCAGUUGAAGAACGAAGAAAGAAAGGCUAUUGUGAGUUGUGUGAAAAGCAGAAACGAAAUUAUUUUUUAGUAUUUAGAGGCUAUUUUAUAUCGUUAUUAAAGCAGGUAGGAAAGUGAGGCAACGGUUAGGA
This is a messenger RNA of Drosophila simulans, 7020 nucleotides long. It is a transcript of the gene Imp, whose product is annotated as insulin-like growth factor 2 mRNA-binding protein 1. Lineage: Eukaryota; Metazoa; Arthropoda; Insecta; Diptera; Drosophilidae. The record is from RefSeq and is a predicted model, not a curated record. The transcript is spliced from 7 exons. Gene Ontology annotation, cellular component: cytoplasm; cytosol; nucleus. Bases 1198 to 3114 code for a protein of 638 amino acids. Gene Ontology annotation, molecular function: mRNA 3'-UTR binding. Gene Ontology annotation, biological process: regulation of gene expression; nervous system development.